AUGUUGAAGCACGUCUGCAGCUGGGGGGUGGCAGGGAGCCCUGGGGCCAGCAGGCAUCCUGCAGUGGGUGACAGUUGCCCUGUCUUUCUCUUGCAGCAGCUGGAGUUCAUCACCCCCUUCCAGCUGUACUUCAACCCUGACCUCAUCUUCAGGAAGUUCCAGAUAUGGAGGCUGAUCACCAACUUCCUCUUUUUUGGGCCCCUGGGAUUCAGUUUCUUUUUCAACAUGAUAUUUCUGUACAGGUACUGCCGCAUGCUAGAAGAAGGCUCCUUCCGUGGAAGGACAGCUGACUUUGUCUUCAUGUUUCUCUUUGGAGGAUUUCUCAUGACACUAUUUGGCCUCUUUGCCAGCCUGUUUUUCCUGGGCCAAGCUUUCACCAUCAUGCUGGUGUAUGUGUGGAGUCGCAGGAACCCUUACAUCCGCAUGAACUUCUUUGGGCUCCUUAACUUCCAGGCCCCCUUCUUGCCCUGGGUCCUGAUGGGAUUUUCCCUGCUUCUGGGCAAUUCCAUCAUCAUCGACUUACUGGGGAUUGCAGUGGGUCACAUCUAUUAUUUCCUGGAAGAUGUCUUCCCCAACCAGCCAGGAGGAAAGAAGUUACUGUUAACUCCAGGCUUCCUGAAGAUGGUAUUUGACACACCUGAAGAGGAUCCCAAUUACAACCCUCUCCCUGAGGAUCAGCUAGAAAACCAACCUGGAGACCAAGACCAGAACCAGCAGCAGCGUCCACAAUAAUGUGAAGAACUUCUCCAUGCGACCAGAUUCUUCUCUUCCUGCUGGACUUAUGUGGUGCCCCAGAGAUCCUACUGGAAUAACACCAGUUGCCAUUCUAAUGUGUACUGUUUCGCUGUUUGUAUGGGUAACCCAUCUUCCUUUUGUUCCAAGUGGUUCCACAGAGCUUUGCACGUGAAAACUGAUGAAUGUUUAUAGAAGUAUUCUAGGGACAGGGGGUGGAAGUUACGUGAUGCUCCUCAGUCACCCAACAGGGAGUAAGUAUCCAAUGGGGCCUUAAACCAGUUACUCCUUCUCUUGCUAUUACUGACUUGCAGUGUACCAUGUCACUUCUGCUCUUUGUACAAAGACCAGUGCUCCCUUUGCAGUGUUGUGAGACAUCACUGUGGGCUUUCAAUCAAAUAAUACUCCCUGGCAUGGUACAAACACAGUCAGAUCUCCCAAACAAAAAACUACUGUAGCAGAAUGCAGUUCAGCCCCUCCCUUUUCUCUGAGGGCCCCCCCCCCACCUUUGCCCUUUUUUGUUUCCAAAGAGUCUUUAUAUUAAAAUCUCUAUUUUUCAGUUGUGUGUCCUUUUAUGCCAAAGGCAGAGGCAGUUAUCGCUUUCUCUGUAGGCUAAGUCAUCAGUACUGAUCAGGACUGUCCUCAAAAGUGCCAGGCUUUGAAGCAGGCAAGGGAAAAGGCAGGCUUGCCAGAUGAUGUCUUCCCUGCUUCUGUCAGCAGGGAGUGUGAGGUGUGAUUGUUGGAGAAGGGGAUACCUGGGAAAGGUCAUCUUUCUGGCCAGAGCAGAGCUGAAAGCUUGUUCCAGUCUGUGACCAGAAGUAGAACUUGGAGCUAGUAAUAAAGGCUAAGCAAGCAGUGUA
Struthio camelus australis is the source of this 1592-nucleotide messenger RNA. NCBI's taxonomy places the organism in Eukaryota, Metazoa, Chordata, Aves, Struthioniformes, Struthionidae. The record is from RefSeq and is a predicted model, not a curated record.